AUGCAGCAAUAUGGAGAGGGUCCCAAGAAGUCACUAUUCUUCACCAAGCUCAAUCGCGAUAUUAGGCAGUUUAUCUACCGCGAGCUUCUCGUAUCGCCUAUCACCUAUAUCUAUGUAUUCUACGAACGAAGGAUCCAUGGUGUCGAAUGUCGUCGAAUGGAAUGUAUGUAUGGCGGAAAGAUACACACCAACAUACUCUUAACCUGUAAAGCGGCCUUCAACGAGGGAGCAUACCUCUUUUAUCAACUUAACACAUUCUAUUUCAACACACUAUCCGACGCCGUCGAUUUCUUUGCGUACAUCCCAGCGGCGAUAGUCCGCCACAUUCGAUCUUACGAGUUUGAGUGCCUCUUUACAGGUGGUGAACAAAAGCCCAUCCCAGACUUUGAUGUGCUGAUUUCGACUCUGGAUCGCUACCUUGUGCGUGACAAUGUCAAGGUCGAGCUUGUCAUUUUAUUACCACAUUUUUCGUUCUAUCACUAUAUGUACUUCACUCAAGCCUGCAAAGAAAACACUAUUGAAGCGCUAUGGCGAUUUCUCGCACUUCCAAAGCUGAGUGCUGCUUUAGUCAUCCUGCCUCGCGGCUUUGAGGAAGAGGUGCAGAAGAUGUUGGAGACUUCGGGGGGCUACCAUGUCAUUGGCUUCACGUAUGCCGUCGGGGCCUUCUUCACUGUACUUCUUCCCACCCUCAAGCACAUCAGUAACCCCAUGAAUGGCAUUCUGCAGCCAGUACUGCGUUCCGUUUGGAGUUGCGAGGGUCUUGGCCACGACGCCAUCUCCGACCAGGUACUUCUCAUCCAGCGUCCCCAAGUACAGAUCAAAUAUUGGGGUGUAAUCAGCUGA
Messenger RNA from Fusarium musae, 843 nucleotides. RefSeq lists its product as uncharacterized. The transcript is spliced from 3 exons. Bases 1 to 843 code for a protein of 280 amino acids. The record is from RefSeq and is a predicted model, not a curated record. Lineage: Eukaryota; Fungi; Ascomycota; Sordariomycetes; Hypocreales; Nectriaceae.